GGUAGCGACGGACCACAGCGUGGAUAACAGUACGGCCAUGCUGCGUGAGUGGCUGAAGAAUGUGCAGGGCCAGUACCACUACGUGGAGUGGAGACCCAUGGAGGAGCCUCAAUCCUACACCGAUGAGUGGGGUCCAAAGCACUGGUCUGCCUCCCGUUUUAAUCAUGUGAUGAAGCUGAGGCAGGCGGCGCUGAGAGCAGCCAGAGAGCGCUGGGCUGAUUACAUUCUGUUUGUAGACAGCGACAACCUGCUGACGAACCCGCGAGUGCUGACGCUCUUGAUGGCGGAGAACCUGACUCUCGUGGCCCCCAUGCUGGAGUCACGUUCCCUGUACUCCAACUUCUGGUGUGGCAUCACCCCCCAGGGGUAUUACAAGCGCACCCCUGACUACAUCCUGAUCCGUGAGUGGAAGCGGUUGGGCUGCUUUGCCGUUCCCAUGGUGCACUCCACCUUCUUGCUGGACCUGCGGCGCAACGCCACCCAGGUCCUGGCCUUCCACCCACCACACCCAGACUACAGCUGGGCCUUUGAUGACAUCAUGGUCUUUGCCUUCUCUGCUCGGCAAGCAGGUGUGCAGAUGUACGUGUGUAACAGGGAGCACUAUGGCUUCCUGCCUGUCCCCCUGAAACCACAGCAGAGCAUAGAAGAGGAGGACGAGAGCUUUACUCACACCAUCACCGAGGCCCUGAUUGAUCACAACCUAGAACCCUCGCAACACCUGUACGCUCCUCCAAAAGUGCAGGACAAGAUGGGCUUCGAUGAGAUUUUCUUAAUCAACUUGAAGCGGCGCCUGGAACGCCGACAGCGGAUGUUGUGCACGCUGGCAACCCUGGGUAUCGAGGCCACUGUGAUGGACGCAGUCGAUGGAAAAGCCCUGAACUCCUCCCAGAUCCAGGCGCUGGGCAUUGAGAUGCUGCCGGGCUACCAGGACCCCUACUCUGGCCGUGUGCUGACCCGAGGGGAGAUUGGCUGCUUCCUCAGUCACCAUUACAUCUGGACACAGGUUGUGGAACAGGGCUUGCAGCAAGUACUGGUGCUGGAGGAUGAUGUCAGGUUUGAACCCCGAUUUAAGAGCCGACUGGUGACCAUAAUGGACAACAUUGAAGAAGCCAAGCUGGCCUGGGAUCUUGUGUAUGUAGGUCGCAAGCGAAUGCAGGUGAAGGAGCCUGAGCAGUCAGUGGAGGGGGUGCACAAUCUGGUGGUGGCGGACUACUCCUACUGGACCUUGGGUUAUGCCCUCUCUCUGCAGGGGGCCAGGAAGCUGCUGCAGGCAAAGAUCUUUGGCAAGAUGUUGCCCGUGGACGAGUUCUUGCCGAUCAUGUUCAACAAACACCCUAAGGCUGAGUACAUGGAGCACUUUGAACCGCGCAACUUGCGCGCUUUCUCUGUGGAGCCCCUGCUGCUCUAUCCCACACACUACACGGGCGAACCGGGCUACGUCAGUGACACAGAGACGUCCACCAUCUGGGACGACGAGGCUGUGAGCACGGACUGGGACCGACAGCAUGCCCACAAGACUGAGCAGCAGGGCCGCAUCCAGCCUGCGGCGCAAAACAGCGUCACUGGGGACACGCCCCCUCCUGCCACCCGAGCAUCCCGUGAUGAGCUCUGAUCCUUUUGGCAGAGGGGCUCUUCUUGCUGGCUGACACACACACACACACACACACACACACACACACCCUGACUUUGCAUUCAAUCCAACAGGAUAUGAAUCUUUCAGUGAUUGGAUGUCUUUUAGCCAAUAGCAUAACAGCAGGCUGAAAUGCGUUUUCAAUUGGCUGCCUUAAGAGGCGCAGUGGGGUGUGAGUGCCGGCGACAGAACAUUGGCAGCCCCUGCCCCCCCCUUUAUUUAUUCCACAUGUGCAUCAGGGAGACAGGGGCACAGUGGUGCAUGCUGGGACACUAACGGCUAAGACUGGGACUGACUGAAGCACAGGGCCGAUAGAGAAUUUUUUUCCCCAGAAAAUCUGUGUUUUAUUUAAAGUAAUUUUAUUAUUGAAAUUUAAAAGCAACAUAGGUGGUUUAUGGAACGCCCAAGGAAUAAAAGAGUAUUACAAAUGUCUGGAAACACCCUGAGUGUGUGUACAUGUGUAUGAGUGAAACAGUUUUUCUUUCUCUCUCUCUCUCUCUCUCUCUCUCUCUCCUCGUGUGUGUGUGUGUGUGUGUGUGCUCUUCUCUUGAGCAAUGAAAGGGCUCUUAGUACUAGUUGUUUCACCCAGUGCACACACUCUCCAUUUUAAAGCAGGGAACUAAAAGUGCACACCCCCACCCCAAACACGUUAAUAUCAUAUCCCUGAAGACAUGAACACAUACAUAUACUCCACAAAUGCAUACCUGGUGUUUCUACUGUGCAGCUCGAAGCUGGAAAAUGUCCUAAUUUUCGACAGGCUGGUCCUGUUCGUGUGUUACUGCGCAGCACUGGUGUGGGGCUGGAAUACACUGGCUCAAACAGAGGCUUAUGUCUGAGUCGUCUUAGAAAAGGCUGGACGAGAAAAAAAAUCUUUUAUUUGUGUAACUACACCGUAUGUUUGAAUUUGCAAUCUGAUUUUCAUGCACAUUGUUUUGACUGGGGACAUUGAGUGCCCACUUAGGCACGGAGGGGUACAGGUUCAACACACCUGGUAAUGCAGUGGUUAGAAAUGCUCCCUUUGGACUCAAAAGUUACAGGUUCAGUUCCUACCUCUAGCUGUAGUACCUUUCAGUAAGGGACUUAUCCUAAAUUUCCCAAGUAAAAAUUACCCUACUGGGUAAACAGUUGUAAUCUUAACACUGUAAAUUGCUUUGGAGAAAAGCAUCAGCUAAAUUAAGAAUAAUAGACACAGGAGAUUCACAGAGCAGAAACCACUGAGGACGACUCUCUGCUUGGACCCUGUAUUCUGCCUGAUGCUGAUCUGGGUACCUGUAACCGCUGUUCACCAUGUUCAUCAGUGCACCCUGGUGUGCUAGCAUCAGUCCUGCUAGGAGUGUCAACAAAGGCACGUGCUUUUCUGUGAAUGUGUGUUGCUGUGUAUUUUCAUGUCCGGUAGCAGUCAACAAUUACAGAGACUAAGACCAGUGGGGAAUGGGUGAAGAAAACCCCUGGACUAGAGGAUAAAGGGAGGCACGUGAUCUGUGAGGAAGGGGUCUGCGCGGGUGCCGAGGAGCCAGUCCCCGGGGCCUGAGUGGGCUUUUCUUCAGGGGACAAGGGACACUGUCUGUCUGAGUAAAGGCCGGCCUGCAGUCGGUCCUGCUGCGUCGUCACAAGUGGAUUUGUAUGAGAGCACCAAUAAACUGUAAAAUAAUGUCACGGUGUCUUUCCGUGUUUGCCCUCCUGUUUUGAUGCUGUCGGAAAGAGAGCGAACAGCGACGCUACAUCGCCCCCUUGCUGUUGAGAUGAAUACUGAAAGGAACUAAGGCUUUUUGUACCCUGGGAUGCCCAGUAUGAUGGGACAGGCUUUAUGUUUGCUAAUUCAGUAUACAUUUAGUAAUAAGUAGCAAAUUAGAAUUGCAGGUUUAAGUGAGCAGCAGGUAGGGUUGUAGUUAGAGUGGCUUGUUUUGAACUCAAAGGACCCAAGUUCAAACUCCACUCCUUGCUGUAAUACCCUUUAGACCAUUUACACUAAUGUACCGACUGUCUCUCCGACAUAAAAGGUUCU
Molecule: messenger RNA, 3635 nt
Organism: Scleropages formosus (Asian bonytongue)
Lineage: Eukaryota; Metazoa; Chordata; Actinopteri; Osteoglossiformes; Osteoglossidae
Gene: colgalt2b
Product: collagen beta(1-O)galactosyltransferase 2b
Exons: 11
Coding region: 38-1612 (524 amino acids)
Molecular function (GO): procollagen galactosyltransferase activity
Source: RefSeq, a predicted model, not a curated record